Molecule: messenger RNA, 6141 nt
Organism: Anguilla rostrata (American eel)
Lineage: Eukaryota; Metazoa; Chordata; Actinopteri; Anguilliformes; Anguillidae
Product: 1-acyl-sn-glycerol-3-phosphate acyltransferase gamma-like
Exons: 10
Coding region: 1320-2453 (377 amino acids)
Cellular component (GO): endoplasmic reticulum; endomembrane system
Molecular function (GO): 1-acylglycerol-3-phosphate O-acyltransferase activity
Source: RefSeq, a predicted model, not a curated record
UCUGUCUGACUGUCUGAUAACAUAAAUGUUUUGACUGCUUCUUAGAGUUUUCAGACCAUGCCAUUCCAGCAGUGUUCUGACUAUAAUUACCAGUGUUACUGACCUCAGCUUGGAGAACAAUUUAGCAUUUUGGGUUUUUACUUUUCAGAAUGAAUAAAAAAUCUUCCCAAACUUCUGUCCUGUAAUCUCGAGACUGGCCUGUACAUGGUGGCCUGUUAUCUUGGCGGCUCUCAGAAAUUCUGCUGAUCCUGCCACCAGAACCAAGGCUGCCUGGUCAGAUAUGCAAAUGCUCUCACAGCACAGCAGUCUCAGUAAUUAGGGUUUUGACCGUGAUAGAUGAAUGGCUCUCGCUCUGUCCCAGGAUCUUGGUCCUGGGUUCUGGGCCCAGGGCACCCCGAGCAUGUUCAGUUGGUUCGGUGUUGUGACCUGUUGGGUCUUGGUUUUCUAACCAUGGUGAUGUGUCACUGUUUCUGCCUUCUUCUGAGAGACAACAGAGGGAGCCUAUUGGGGAGUGAUGGUGGCUCCACCUUCGCUAAUCUUAUUGGCCAAAACUAUAUGCCUCAGGUGCUGACCUGUCCCUCCCUCUACUUGGACCCAGCCCAGCUACUUACUGAUGUAAAUGAGAACUGACUUAACCAGGGUGCUGCUGGACAGCUAAUCGGCACUAAUCUCGGCCAGUGGGUUAGGGGAUUAUAAGCUACGUUUGUGCGUUAGAUGGUGUUUCCAUGUCUCUAGGUCUCGCUCCAUGUCCUUGUGGGUACUGGUAACCCUGUUCAGCUUGCAUAGCUCUUUCUCGCGCUCCUCAAAACUACCAGAGUUUUCUUGAGGCCUGGUGCCUAAGUCUGUCGGAGGAGUAGUUGUCAUCGUCUUAGUUUGGGGUUGAGCGGGAUCAGGUGUGGCCUCGUUCCGGUGACUUGCGGACCGCAGUCCCCUGCUUAGCCGAGAAGGCGGAUUUGGUGGAACCCUCCCGGUCGUCCGCGUCCUUGUCCUCCUCCAUCUUGGGGACCCACCGGCCUCCCGUUGCCGUCGCCCUGCUCUCCUGGGAUGCGGAUGACUGUCCGACCGGAACGACGCUGACCCAUCCCGCCAGGGCUGCCUCCGUUUUCUGUUUGUGAGAGGAGACCACACAGGACAGGAGGAAAAUGUUGAACCAGGGCAGUGUGAUGAUCUUCACCGGUGUCUGCGGAGCUGUGGUCUUCAUGGCUGUGGUCUACUACGUCUACUGGACGGUGAUAUUGAGUGACGGGCCGUGUCAGCGGGGGCUGUAAAUAGAAUAACACGCUGGUGUGUGAGUGCGAGGGGGUUGCUCCGCUCCUAUCAUGGAUCUGGUGGCGUACCUGAAGACCCAGUUCAUCCUGCAGCUGCUCAUCGGCUUUGUGUUCGUGGUGAGCGGCCUCAUCAUCAACCUCCUCCAGCUGUGCAGCUGCGUCAUCUGGCCCUUUAACAGGCAGCUGUACCGCAGGAUCAACUGCAGGCUGGCCUACUCGCUCUGGAGCCAGCUGGUGAUGCUGUUGGAGUGGUGGUCGGGUACGGAAUGCACUCUCUACACUGACCAGGCCACGGUGGACAAGUUCGGCAAGGAGCACGUCAUCAUCAUCCUCAACCACAACUACGAGAUCGACUUCCUCUGCGGGUGGACCAUUUGUGAACGCUACGGCGUGCUGGGGAGUUCCAAGGUCCUGGCAAAGCACGAGUUACUAAAGGUUCCUCUGAUUGGCUGGACCUGGUACUUCCUGGAAAUUGUCUUCUGUAGGAGGAAGUGGGAGGUGGACAGAGAGACAGUCUUCAGAAGCCUGGAGAGACUUAGAGAUUACCCAGAGUGCAUGUGGUUCCUGCUCUACUGUGAAGGCACACGAUUCACAGAGAAGAAGCACCAGAUCAGCAUGCAGGUAGCAGAGAGCAAAGGCCUCCCCAAACUCAAAUACCACCUACUGCCUCGAACCAAGGGCUUCACCACCACCCUGCAAUGCCUGAAGGGAACGGUGAAUGCUGUGUAUGACGUCACGCUGAACUUCAAAGGCGAGAAGAACCCCACACUGCUGGGAAUCAUCAGCGGUCAGAAGUACAUGGCAGACAUGCGCAUCAGGAGAUUUCCUGUGGAAGAGAUCCCGAAUGAAGAGGCAGAGUGUGCAGUUUGGCUCCACAAACUCUACCAGGAAAAGGAUGCUCUCCAGGAGCACUAUAAGAAGGAGGGCUGUUUUCCUGGUCCCACCAUCUCUCCUCCCCGCCGGCCGUGGGCUCUGCUCAACUUCCUGUUCUGGGCCACCCUCCUGCUCUCCCCCCUCGUCAGCUUCGCCUGGGAUGUCGUCAUCAGCGGCUCCCCCCUCCUCAUCAUCGGCUUCAUCCUCUUUCUGGUCGUAGCCACUGUUGCGAUGCGCCGGCUGAUUGGCGUCACUCAAGUCAACAAAACAGGCUCCAGCUACGGCGACCAGAAGGCCAAGAAGCAGGACUAGACGUGUCUCUGUGCUACGGUCACUCUGUGGUCGCUGUGCGGUCAUCGUGUGGUCAUGGGCCCUUUAAAAAAAAAUUAAAAAUACAAAUAAAAGAUUUUCUGAUAGGGCAAGGAAAGCACAUUCGUGUGGGGGAAAAUAUCGGUUAUGCUUAAGAAGAGAUGAUGGUGACUGUGAUGAAGAUGAAGACAUUGGUGACAGAAAAAGACAAAAAGAAAAGAAACAAAAGGGACUGUGUGAAUGUGUGACAGCAGAGCAGGUGGAGGAGUCUUUAAUGGAUGCCUGACCACUGAUGGGGAGGAAGAAUGGGGAGUGGCCAAGCCCUGAGCUCCCAAGCCCCGAGACUUUGGGGUCCUUCCUGGGCUAAGACGCACAGCUUACCCACUUAUUUCAGCGGCACCCAUUUUGCAUUUCAGUCCUCUACUCUCUGCCCCAGCCUGCCCGCUUCCCUGUCCUGCACAUCAGCCACCCAAUGAUGAGCUGCUCCGCCCCCUUGCUCCUCCCUUCAUCAGCCACCCAAUGAUGAGCUGCUCCGCCCCCUUACUCCUCCCUUCAUCAGCCACCCAAUGAUGAGCUGCUCCGCCCCCUUACUCCUCCCUUCAUCAGCCACCCAAUGAUGAUCUGCUCCGCCCCCUUGCUCCUCCCUUCAUCAGCCACCCAAUGAUGAGCUGCUCCGCCCCCUUGCUCCUCCCUUCAUCAGCCACCCAAUGAUGAGCUGCUCUGCCCCCUUACUCCUCCCUUCAUCAGCCACCCAAUGAUGAUCUGCUCUGCCCCCUUACUCCUCCCUUCAUCAGCCACCCAAUGAUUAGCAGCUCCGCCCCCUUACUCCUCCCUUCAUCAGCCACCCAAUGAUGAUCUACUCCGCCCCCUUACUCCUCCCUUCAUCAGCCACCCAAUGAUGAUCUGCUCCGCCCCCUUACUCCUCCCUUCAUCAGCCACCCAAUGAUGAGCUGCUCCGCCCCCUUACUCCCCUCCCUUCAUCACCCACCCAACCCCGUCCCACUGCUCUUAGAUAGGCUUUUUUAAAACCUCUUGGGUGAUUUUGGGGUUGGGUAGGAGUGGAGGUUUUGUACAGAACACUCAGCGAAACCAAUAUUAGGGCCUAUUUUGGUUUCGUUUAGUGUUUUCAACCAUUCAGAACAAAGACAGUAAAUCUCAAUCAAGACCUAGCACUAGUUGGUCAUUCCUUGCAUCCUCCCUUUUUUAAUUCCAGGAGGUUCAGCAAGUAUCAGGAGUUUUCCCGCACUUCCUAAUGUCCAUUGAAACUGUACCAUACAGAAUAUGCAUCAAAUCCGAAAAGCUUCAACUUCAACGAAAGGGAGACCGAACUUUGAAUGUGAAGAACGCAGUACUGAGUAUCAGAUGGGUCUUUGAUAUAAUCCGUGUCAUGACCCGCUAAAUAUUCAUGAGCUGACAGGCCUGAUAUGUAUUGUGAUUAGAGCUACGGCCAAAACAAGUCUUGAGUUGUGGUCUCCCUGCUCAUGAAUAUUCAAAUCUCGUCAACAAGAGCAGGGACCUGAGCUUCAUCCAAGUUCUGCAAUGUCGGUCUUGGCUAGUGGUCCUACCAUCUGUCAGUGAUCCCACAUAGCUCAGACGGACAUUUCACUUCCUUGUUCCCUGUCUUUUGUUUUUUUUAAUUUGGGUUAUCACCCUGGGGCUGGGGAGGACGUGAGUGUCAUUGACUUGAGUUCUGAGUUCCAAAUAUUUCUGGAACGUACCAUGGCCCUGCCACAUACCCCCAAUUGCCCCCAGUCUUUGUCUCACCCAUCACCAGAGAGAUGAAGGGGAAAGAGGACACGCGUGUACACAUACAUGCACUCGCUCGUUCACACGCUCUCGCUGAUAAUCACUAACAUACUCACACGAGCACCCACACAUAACAUUGUUAUUGUUAUUAUUAUCAUUACAUAACAUUGUAGAGCACACGCAAAAGAUGUAAGCGCAAACAUCUCUAUGCCAUCACUCUGUCCAGUCUAAUUAAAUUGUGCACUGCUUUCUGGGAGCGUGUUAAUAGAAGAAUAUUGCACUUGAUUUGAACGAACAGGGUAUAUGGUCUCCCGUCACACAAGUUUGCUUGGGGGCUACAAGGCGGAGCCCCCAAGCACCUCUCACCCAAAUCCUUUAACAGUUCCCUCUCUGUUAAAUCCUUUAACGGAUAGUUAUGACCAAGCAUGGAAUGAGUAUGUCUGGCAACCAGCAGUCCCGUGCAGUUUAGUACAGUGUUGUUAGAUUUGGUUGGAGAAGAAAUACCAAUUACUGGCAGCUUUUAAUGGCGGGAGGUCCCAGUUUUACAGCUGCGUUUUAAUGUUUCAUUUUUUUUUUCUUUUGCUUUGUUGCUUUUGGUUUAUCAUUCAAUGCCCAUUCGUUCAUUUGCUCAGUCAUUCAUUAAUGUGCACAGUCAGUUCUCCCGUUAGGUGGGUUCGAGUGUUUGCUUUAGCUUAGCAGCAUGUACACCGCACGCAACAGUGUGACGAUACGCAAUACUCUUCUUCUGUGGUUACCGGAGGCUCAUCAUGUGACAUCAGCCAGGCUGCUGAGUGGUCCAGCACAGAGGGUGCGGCCUCGGCCCCGUAGCACAGCUGUCCCACACCUGCUUUCCUGCUCUGCUUCAGCCUGUAGUUCAUUAUUAGGAUUAUUGUUACUAGUAAUAUUGUAGCUCUUUACUUAAUCUGGUUUGUCAAGGCCGUCAGAUGCACAUGACAUGCAUGUGGGGACGGCAGCAGCUGUGGCUAAUGUUUUCAUUUCACUUACAAAGAAAAAAAAGACACAAAGAUUCAAAGUACUGUAGCCUGUGUACUGCUGUAGCACUCCUGAAGGGAGAGGUUUGUGUGAAAUUCCUGGACACUGCCGGACUCAAGGGGUGAAGAGAUGUAACCUACUGCCCUGGUGGGGGCGUAUUGCAUAUCCGUGUUCAUUUCCGCCUUUUGUGUUCAGUUGUAACAUACACAGGGCUGUUGUUUCACCCAGGCCACGAGUGCAUUUUCAUGUUCGAGCUGUGAUUAAAUAAGCGGGGGAGGAGUUUGCAUAAGUCACAUCCAUUAUUAAGCCUCUUCCAUUAAGACAGCCUCCUCACUCAUUUCCCCUCAUUAUUAUUAAUACAGUCCCAAUCAUUCCAAGGUCCAAAACCCACUUCAGACAUGCAGUGUGCUGUGAAAGCACGGAGCAGAAUUUUGGCUUGCAAUUCCUCUCCAACAACAGUCCAAUUGGCCACUCAGGCAGCUCCCUCCGGGGUUGCACUCGAACGGCGAAAUGCAACACACCACUGGUGGGAGGUGGAGUGCAGACCUGGACUUCAUCUCCCAUCAUGUUUUCACUGCACCCUGGUAUCUGUGUGGUCAUUAGAUGUAGAUUGCAGGAGAUUAGGCCAGAGUAGAAGCAUAAGGAAAAGUCUUUUCAUUGCAGUAAUCUUCCUUACACUGGAGGGUCUUUUGAGAGCUGACUUUAGCAAUGUAGUUUUUUUUCUGUUUUGUUUUUUUUUUUCUUUUUUGUUAAUAUAUUUUCUUUUGGAAUAUCAAUAAAAAUGAUGGCUUCAUAAAAACUCAAUACUUUAUGAAUUGACCUUUCUGUUUUUUUGUUAACAUUUUUUCUCAAAAGUCUAUUUUUUUUCUUCAAAAGUGUUUUAAAAAAAUGUAUUAAAUUACAAUGGAUUUGUAAUUUGUUCAUCAAUAAAAUAUCCCUGUUUUGCAGCUUA